Messenger RNA from Nanorana parkeri, 955 nucleotides. Its product is annotated as mitochondrial ornithine transporter 1-like. Bases 18 to 926 code for a protein of 302 amino acids. NCBI's taxonomy places the organism in Eukaryota, Metazoa, Chordata, Amphibia, Anura, Dicroglossidae. Gene Ontology annotation, molecular function: L-ornithine transmembrane transporter activity. The record is from RefSeq and is a predicted model, not a curated record. The transcript is spliced from 6 exons. Gene Ontology annotation, biological process: mitochondrial L-ornithine transmembrane transport.
AACGACCUAUCAGAAACAUGGCGCCUAACUCAGCCCUGCAAGCAGCUAUAGACCUUACUGCUGGAGCUGUAGGUGGAACAGCUUGUGUCCUAGUUGGACAGCCAUUAGACACUGUCAAGGUAAAAAUGCAGACAUUCCCCACCCUGUACAAAGGACUUAUAGACUGUGGAGUGAAGAUUUACGAACAGUUGGGCUUCCGAGGAUUCUACAAAGGGACCAGCCCAGCCCUUCUCGCCAACAUUGCCGAGAACUCUGUGCUUUUCAUGAGCUAUGGCUUCUGUCAGGGGAUUGUGAGGAACAUUGCUGGCUUAGACAAAAGUGCAGCCCUAAGUGACCUCCAAAAUGCUGCUGCAGGCUCAUUUGCCAGUCUUUUUUCUGCCAUGGUUCUGUGCCCGACAGAGCUGGUGAAAUGCCGUCUCCAGGCCAUGCAUGAACUGCAAGUCUCUGGGAAGCUAUUACAAGGACAAAAUACAGUGUGGGCAGUGGUGAAAGGCCUCGUGCAGAAGGAAGGUCCCUUUGGCUUCUAUCAAGGUCUGGUCAGCACGAUAUGCAGAGAAAUGCCUGGGUACUUCUGCUUCUUCGGUGGAUAUGAGCUCAGCAGGUCAUUUUUUGCUUCAAAUGGAAAAUCAAAAGAUGAGCUUGGUCCAGUAGCAUUGAUGAUAAGCGGUGGGUUUGGAGGAACUGCCCUGUGGCUUGCUGUGUAUCCUCUGGACUGUAUCAAGUCCAGGAUCCAGGUCCUCUCCAUCACAGGCAAACAAGCUGGCUUUUUGGGAACAUGUUCAAGUAUUGUGAGAAAUGAAGGAAUCUCAGCAUUGUAUUCUGGACUGAAGCCUACACUGAUCCGUGCUUUUCCAGCCAAUGGUAUCCUCUUCCUAACCUAUGAGUACAGCAGGAAAUUGAUGAUGCAGCAUGCAGGGACCUAUUGAUCUUUAGCUCAUAUUGCUUGUGAGAAUAC